Molecule: messenger RNA, 1435 nt
Organism: Elaeis guineensis (African oil palm)
Lineage: Eukaryota; Viridiplantae; Streptophyta; Magnoliopsida; Arecales; Arecaceae
Source: RefSeq, a predicted model, not a curated record
CUCACCUAUUCCUUCUUCGUUCCUUCCUCCUCCUCUAUCUCCCUCCCCCCCCCGAUCUCCAUCAGGCCCGAAGUCUCCUUCCCUUCUAAAGCCCCCGAUCACCGGCGAGACUCCGGCCAAACUCUUCAGAAUUCCUGCGCUUUCUGUUUUGUUUUUCAGGUUCCCUCUUUCUCCCGGCAAUGGAAACCCCAUCAUCCACGAGAAGGAUCACAAGAUCUCAGGCCUCUGCUGCCUCUCAGAAGAAAAAGGAAGAAGAUGCCCUUUCAAGAUCAAGAAACGGUGAGCGUCCGGCGCUGCUUGAUAUCACGAACGAUUCUCCUAUCGUAGGACUUGCAACGGGAAGCCUGGUCGAGAAGACUCCUUCGUCUUCGGCGGUCAAGAACCGCGUUCGAGCCAAACGGACUCCUGGAUCAGGCGAGGCGUUGCUCAGGGGCCAGGUGAAGACGCUCCUGCAGAAGGUGGAGGAAGAAGCUGUGCUUGUCAAUAAGCUUCCUUCGGGGCAUUCGACAUUCCUCUUAGGCCUUCCGAAUUCACCAGCGCUGCUUCUUGCUCCCACGCCAGCCAACACACCUUACAUCCCUAACAUGUCAGCGUUGGAAGAAGGUGCUCUGAUCGAUGCUAAGAUGCCUUGUGUUACUGAAGAUAUUACAAAUCCUCAGCAGGCUGCUGCAUCUCUGAAACAAGACAAAUCUCUCCAUGCUCAAGAAUGUCUGAUAAACCGAGCACUGCUAUUUGAUGACUCUCCUGGGAAAUCAGAAAUGUCUUCUGAUGCCUCAACAAUCUCUUCAUCUCUGACUUACCAAGGGAGUGAAAGCGGCUACGUAGAGAAAUCCCCUGAAGAUGACAACUCCUCUAUCUGGUCCCUUCAAGUCAAUGCAAGUAUCCAAGAGGAUGAUGAAGAUGUUGCUGAAGAUGUAGAAGAAUUCUAUCAUGAGGAAGCUGAAGAUGAAGUGGACGAAGAAGAAGAUGAGCUUUUGAACGAUUUGUGUGCAGGUCUGAGCAAGAUGUCGGUACAGGAUAAGGUGGGAUUGCCCGAGUUCACCGGGAAGCGCACGCGUUUCAUCUACAACAGCGAUGACGAGAUUGUAGGUGAAGAGGUAGUUGCUCAUGAGAAGAAGGCUGUUUCACCAAACGCGUUGGUAUUGAAGGGACUGCCCGCACCUGAGGGGAAGCACCUGCGCUUCCCAGAGGAAGAAGAAGAUGAAGUUUGAAAAGACCCAUGGCGGCUGCUGCUGGAAAUUGAUAUCUUGGAGUUGUUAGUGUGUUCGUCUUUCCCUGACACCAUUUGAUGACUACCUAUCUUUUUGUUUUAUUGCUUACUGUUUCAUAUUCCAAUUUCAUUUUUAUUUUUAGUAUUCAUUUUUCAUCAAAAACUGGUGCGAAACAAAUGCAAUUCAUCUGUUCUAAUAAAGGAGCAUUUUGACUUGACGGUUCA